UUAUUUAGUUGAAUUCUUUGUUUAUGGGUAACAAUGGAAUAAAAUAAUCCACCAGCAACAGUACCUACCUUCUCCAGCCGGAUAACGUGAAACGGGAGAUUAUUUGCUCACAGCCUUGUCAAUGGAGAAUCAUCAUCCUUCCACUCUCUUAUCUAUGGAUUCAAGUGCUUCCUCCCAUGAUGAAUUGGAUUUGGAAAUGAAUAGACUAAUCGUUCUUUCUCGGCCGCCCGACAUCAAUUUGCCUCUCUCGGCCGAGCGUAGCCCUCCCCCGCAGCCGUGGAACUCGUCGGACCAGUGUGAUAUUUUGGAUGUUGGUCUUAGUUCACAAGUUUAUGAGACUGAGAGCUACCUCACUGCACCCAAGACAGGACGAAAAUUCGCCAAGCGGGUAGAUAGCAUAUGGGGUGCUUGGUUGUUCUUUAGUUUUUACUUUAAGCCUGCUUUGAAUGACAAAUCGAAGGGCAAGAUUAUUCGCGAUAGCAACGGUGUCUCUGGUUUUGAAAAAUCGGAUCUGAAGUUGGACAUUUUUAUGGUUCAGCACGACAUGGAGAAUAUGUACAUGUGGAUUUUCAAGGAGAGACCCGAGAAUGCACUGGGUAAGAUGCAGCUCAGAAGCUACAUGAAUGGCCAUUCUCGUCAGGGAGAGCGCCCAUUUCCGUUUAGUGUGGAUAAGGGAUUUGUCCGUUCACACAGGAUGCAACGGAAGCAUUACAGAGGAUUGUCGAACCCCCAGUGUGUGCAUGGGAUCGAGGUUGUUCCAUCGCCGAAUCUCAUGGCUCUCAGCGAGGACGAUCGGAAAAGGUGGACGGAGCUUACUGGAAGGGAUAUAAACUUUACAAUACCACCCGAGGCUAGCGACUUUAGUUCGUGGAGGAACCUUCCGAACACGGAUUUUGAGCUAGAGAGGCCUGUUCCUCUCCCUUCGAUAAAGAGUGUUGCAAAUUCUCACUCGAAAAGGCUGCUUAAUGGAUCUGGCCUCAAUUUGUCUACUCAGCCACCUAGCCAUAGCAAUGGUGAUGGGAUGGACUUAUCACUUGUCAGCAGCAAAAGGAGGAAAGAACUUUUCCCGCAUGGAAAUGAUGAGGAUUGCUGUCUGUCUGCCAUUCCUCCGUCGGAUAUGGAAAUUCAUUCCAGUGAGCCACACUGGUUAAACGACGUGAGCGGGAUAAUGAAAAACGUGUAUGGGCCUGUUACUGCUGCAAAAACCAUCUACGAAGAUGAAGCGGGUUACUUGAUCAUUGUCAGCUUGCCUUUUGUUGAUCUUCAAAGGGUGAAGGUCUCAUGGAGGAAUACUCUGACCCAUGGUAUCAUAAAGAUAUCUUGUGUGAGCACAUCCGGCAUGCCGUUCAUCAAGAGACAUGAUAGGACAUUCAAACUGACAGAUCCGUGUUCCGAGCAUUGCUCGCCUGGGGAAUUCGUUAGAGAGAUCCCAUUGUCGACUCGAAUCCCCGAAGAUGCAAACAUAGAAGCAUACCAUGAUGGGCCGGGAUCUGUCCUCGAGAUUAUGGUGCCGAAACUGAGAGAGGUGACCGAAGAGCACGAAGUACUGGUGUGCCUCCGGCCAAAGCUUGUUGGGAGUGAUCUCAUGUUGACAUGAAGUAGCAAUUUAU
This is a messenger RNA of Hibiscus syriacus, 1610 nucleotides long. RefSeq lists its product as uncharacterized. Bases 122 to 1597 code for a protein of 491 amino acids. NCBI's taxonomy places the organism in Eukaryota, Viridiplantae, Streptophyta, Magnoliopsida, Malvales, Malvaceae. The transcript has 2 exons. The record is from RefSeq and is a predicted model, not a curated record.